AGAGAGAACUGCCAUUACUGUCAACACCCAUCCUCUCACUCCUUCCCCUUCAUUACCCAACCUACUCAAACUACUACACCACUACAAUGGCCAAGAGCAAGCGCAACAAAAUUGUUCCCCUCACCCAGACCGACAAGAAGGGUCGUGCUGGCAAGGAUGCUCUCUACGAACAGAUCCGCGAGUGCGCCGACAAUUACAAGUACAUCUGGAUUUUCUCCGUUGAGAACAUGCGCAACACAUACUUGAAGAACGUCCGUUCAGAGCUUAAGACCUCCCGCUUCUUCUUUGGUCGUACCAAGGUCAUGGCCAAGGCCCUCGGCACCAGCCCCGAGGACGAGCAUAAGGACAACCUCCACAAAUUGGCCGAACAGCUCGUCGGACACGUCGGUCUCCUCUUCACCAAUGUCGAGCCUCAGGAGAUCCAGGAAUACUUUGCCAACUACACAGAGUCUGAUUAUGCUCGUUCCGGUGUCAAGGCCACCAGCACCUUCGUCGUCCCCGCGGGACCCGUCUAUCGUGGUGAGGAGGUCUUCCCCCACAACAUGGAACCUCAGUUGAGAAGCUUGGGCAUGCCCACGACCUUGAACAACGGUAUCAUCACCCUGACCAACGAAUACAGGGUCUGCAGAGAGGGUCAGACUCUCACGCCUGAGCAGGCACAGUUGUUGAAGUUGUUCUUGGUCCCGAUGGCAGAGUUCCAGGUCACGUUGAAGUCCUACUACAAGGAUGGAGAGAUCUUCCGUGUUUAAAGAACGAGCAGGAGAGGAGGAAGAAAAGAAAAAAAAAAUAUAUGUGGAUCCCAGUGGGCAACAGUUCUCUCUCGAGGUUCAGCUCAGCUCAGAGAAACCUUGACAUUUUCUUUUUUUUUUUUCUUUUUUUGGCACUAUUUCAGCACUGC
Messenger RNA from Gamsiella multidivaricata, 898 nucleotides. RefSeq names its product ribosomal protein L10-domain-containing protein. Bases 87 to 749 code for a protein of 220 amino acids. Lineage: Eukaryota; Fungi; Mortierellomycota; Mortierellomycetes; Mortierellales; Mortierellaceae. Gene Ontology annotation, biological process: rRNA processing; nuclear-transcribed mRNA catabolic process; ribosomal large subunit assembly. Gene Ontology annotation, cellular component: nucleolus; preribosome, large subunit precursor. The transcript has 3 exons. The record is from RefSeq and is a predicted model, not a curated record. Gene Ontology annotation, molecular function: RNA binding.